AUGGCGACACUGCGUAUUCUUUUAUGUUUGGAUGCUAUUCAACGAUGGUACCUUCACCAAUUGGGCAUUAACACCGCUUUCCUUCACAGUGAGCUUGAUGAGGAUGUUUACAUCCGCAAGGGCAUUGCUGUUAAUAAGAGGAAAUAUGUCUUAGAUCUUCUCAAAGAUUAUGAGAUGAAUAAUGCUAAGCUGAUUACCACUCCCAUGGACUAUUCGAUCAAGCUUGGAAAUGAUUCUGGUCUAACUUAUGAGGAUGUCUCAACUUAUCGUAGACUCAUUGGUAGAUUGGUCUAUCUAAAUAGUACUAGACCGUACAUUUUCUUUGCCAUUGGAAACUCAGUCAAUACUUAG
Molecule: messenger RNA, 351 nt
Organism: Arachis stenosperma
Lineage: Eukaryota; Viridiplantae; Streptophyta; Magnoliopsida; Fabales; Fabaceae
Exons: 2
Coding region: 1-351 (116 amino acids)
Source: RefSeq, a predicted model, not a curated record